Sipha flava (yellow sugarcane aphid) is the source of this 2201-nucleotide messenger RNA. Its product is annotated as beta-galactosidase. The transcript has 11 exons. Gene Ontology annotation, cellular component: vacuole. Bases 149 to 2059 code for a protein of 636 amino acids. Gene Ontology annotation, biological process: carbohydrate metabolic process. Lineage: Eukaryota; Metazoa; Arthropoda; Insecta; Hemiptera; Aphididae. Gene Ontology annotation, molecular function: beta-galactosidase activity. The record is from RefSeq and is a predicted model, not a curated record.
ACAUAACGAGAAUGAGACCGAGAUCAUUAUUCAUUAUCCGAUAUACCUGCAGUAAACGUUUUCUCGUUGAACAAUAAAAAAAAACAACAAUACUUCAAUCAUCAAAACUUAGUGGAAAACAUUUUUUUCUCUUCCAGCACUGUAAGAGAUGCAUUUGUUUGCCUUGUGUAUAGUUGGGUUACUAAUCGCUUCCGUUUUUUCGAAUGUUAUCAAUUCACCGACAAGUGAACGAACAUUUGUCAUAGAUCAUGAAAAAAAUGAAUUUCUCAAAGAUGGUGAAGUAUUUAGAUAUGUUUCCGGAUCGUUACACUAUUUUCGAAUUCCUCAACCUUAUUGGAAGGAUAGAAUUAAAAAAAUGAAAGCAGCUGGUUUAAAUGCUGUAACAACUUAUGUGGAAUGGAGUUUACAUGAACCAUUUCCCGGAAUGUAUAAUUUUGAAGGAAUUGCUGACUUGGAGUAUUUUAUAAAAUUAAUCAAAGAUGAAAACAUGUAUAUAAUUUUAAGGCCAGGACCAUAUAUAUGUGCAGAACGAGAUUUUGGUGGAUUUCCAUAUUGGUUGUUAAAUAAGACGCCAAAAAAAAGCUUAAGGACUAAUAACUCAAGUUACAGAAAAUAUGUUUCAAUCUGGUUUAAUGUUCUUAUGACAAAACUGAAACCUUAUUUGUAUGGAAAUGGCGGUAAUAUAAUUAUGGUUCAGGUGGAAAAUGAGUACGGUAGUUAUUACGCCUGUGAUUCUCAGUACAAAUUGUGGCUACGCGAUUUACUUAAAGGUUAUGUAGAAAAUAAAGCUGUACUUUUCACGAUUGAUGGUUGUGGUCAGUCGUAUUUUGACUGUGGUUAUAUUCCGGAAGUUUACGCAACUGUAGACUUUGGUAUUUCAGUAAACACUACUGAAUGUUUUAAUUUAAUGAAAAAUAUUCAAAAUGGAGGUCCAUUAGUCAACUCAGAAUUUUAUCCCGGUUGGUUGUCUCAUUGGCAAGAACCACUUGCUGUUGUACGUUCUAUAGAUGUUGUAAAUCAAAUGAAAAAUAUGUUAGCACUGAACGCUUCGUUUAGUUUUUAUAUGUUUCACGGAGGUACAAAUUUUGGCUUCACAUCUGGGGCAAACACAAAUGAUACUACAGAGAAUAGUGGAUACUUACCUCAGUUGACCUCAUACGAUUAUGAUGCUCCGUUAGAUGAAGCUGGAGAUCCUACUGAAAAGUAUUUCAUGAUCAAAAAGACACUCGAAGAAGCUAAAUACACAACAAACUAUUUAUCACCCAUCCCUACACCCAAAGGAGCUUAUGGAACGUUUCAUGUGCAACCUGUUGUUAGUUUCUUUGAAAAGGUAGCUCAACGUAUAAAACCAGUGAUUAGUGAUGUUCCACUAUCGUUUGAGGAUAUGGACAUUAAUACAGGUUUUUUAAUGUAUGAAACUAUAUUAACAAAUGAUCAAAAAAAAAUCAUUAAUCCAGUAAAUCUAACCAUUACCACGGUUAGAGAUCGAGCAAUAAUCUACUUGGAUCAAGUAAAAGUAGGUACAAUGACACGGCUAAAAGGCAACACGACGAUGAUUUUGAACAUCGAUUCUUCAGUUCAAAAACUAAGUAUUUUGAUUGAGAAUCAAGGACGAAUUAAUUACGGAGAUUUUCUUGAGGAUAGAAAGGGGAUUUUUGACCACGUUUUGCUGGGAAACCGAAUAUUGAGCCCAUGGAAGAUGACUGCUUACCCGCUGAACGAAACAUCAUGGCUUUCAUCAGUUAAACCUGUUGAAAACGUCCAAUUACCGGCAUUUUAUAGAACACAGUUUAUGUUAUCGGAAAAUUAUACAACAUGUUUGGACACAUAUUUGGAUACUUCGGGAUGGACUAAGGGUUUAGCAUUUUUAAACGGUGUAAAUUUGGGUCGAUAUUGGCCACUUGGUGGACCUCAAGUUACGCUCUAUGUACCUGGUCUUUUUCUAAGACCACCACCAGGUAUCAACACACUAGUGAUGGUAGAACUUGAAAGCGCACCCCAAAACUUGUCUGUUAAGUUUAUAGAUACACCCAAUCUCAAUGGUUCUAUUACUCUAUAAUAACUUAGGUAAUAAAUAUAAUAUUAAUUCUGUAGAAUUUAUUAAUAUUUUUUUUAUAGUUUUAACUUUUUAAUGUUGAUUAAUUUCCAUUUAUUUUAUUGCUAUGGAAUUUUGUAAGAUUAUAAUCUUCAACUUUUUGUAA